AAUUACAGAAAAGUCAGACAUCCAUAGCAACGAGAUACAGCAAAGGCAAAGAGCUUCUCCCAUAUAUCGCAAUCCUCCAGAUACCUCCUUUCUCUUUCCGGGAAAAAAGGAAAAAUGUCGGCCUUCCCAUCCCAUCGCUCUGUCCCCUCUAUCCCGGUCUCCCAAGAUAUCGCCCUCAAAUACCUGCAAACGUACCUCGAAGCCACCAAAUCGUCGCCCUAUCUCCUUCCCAAUGCGCGCCUCGAGCCCUCCGGCCCCACCGCAGACUCCAGCGACUCCAGCGUCACAAUCUACAAUCUGAAACGAGUGGAGGCUGGGUUACGAGGCGAAUGGCUCGCCCCUACUUUGGACCUAGAAGACAACACUACGCAGGCUGCCAAUGGGCUGGCUGCUGCGCCGGGUAACAAUGCUGAUGAUCAGAUGGAGACCGAUGGGUGGCAGGACCUGGAUGAGUACCAGAGGGAGCAGCAGGUUAUGCAAGGGGGAGAGGGCCCUACAGAGACGGCUGACGCCCGGGACGAGGAUUCGGAGUUGGACAGUGAGGUUGAGGGGGCGAAACCGGACAAAAAGCCCAGGAAGGAGGAAAAGAAGCCCAAAUCAAAGGAAGAGAAACGAAAAAGGAGAGAUAAAAAGCAUAAAGAAGCAGAGGAAUGAGAUUCUUACUCAACGAGCACAACCACAGCAUGGCGAAUCCUGGACCGAAUUGGUGCGUCAAUCGCUAUAUCAUUAUGGGCUAAUUUACAUUCACAACUCCCUCCCACUCGCCUGUGCGACGUUUUCGCUCUUUGAAUCC
Messenger RNA from Amorphotheca resinae ATCC 22711, 793 nucleotides. RefSeq lists its product as hypothetical. Bases 115 to 654 code for a protein of 179 amino acids. NCBI's taxonomy places the organism in Eukaryota, Fungi, Ascomycota, Leotiomycetes, Helotiales, Amorphothecaceae. The transcript has a single exon. The record is from RefSeq and is a predicted model, not a curated record.